This is a messenger RNA of Clunio marinus, 913 nucleotides long. Lineage: Eukaryota; Metazoa; Arthropoda; Insecta; Diptera; Chironomidae. The record is from the annotation of a GenBank genome assembly.
CUCGCAAUGCAAUUAGCAAUUGUAGAAAUAUUUAUUUCAUUUUAAUUGAUGUACAGGAAAUUCUCUGAUUGAUGACAGAAUUGAAGAUUGUGAUCGGUUUCUCUGUUUCUCACAAAUAAAUUUGUAUAAAAUCGCAACACACUUCGUCCAAAAUUCAACAGUUUCUUGUGAAUGUUAAUGAAUAGAGACGUUUAUUAAUUUAAAUAGUUUUUCAUUAUGAAUAGAUUAAUUUUGGUGUUUCUGAUCGCUACUUUUGCAGUUACUCUGAAUGCAGCACCUGGUGAAAUGAUUAAAAGAUCGCCUCAUAUGCCUUCCAUGCCGGAACGUCCAAAUUUUCCUCAACCUGGGGAAAUGCCGCCACCUCCACCAGGACUUCCUCCUCCUCCGGAGGGAAUGCCUAGACCACCAAUGCCAGGAUUAAGCAGAUUUGUGAGAUCUCCUCGAAUGCCAGAGAUACCUCAGCCGAGCGAUAUUCCGAUACCAGUUAAAAGAUUUGUGAGAUCUCUAGAAGAGGCGCCCAUUUCCAAUCUUAAUGGAAUGGUUGAACCAUUGCCAGAAGCUACUCGAAAUGUAAGAUCAACAUUCUUACCAAUCCCAUUGCCAGAGUUUCCAGACAUUCCUUUUCCAAUGCCAUUUAGAUUCGUUCGCAGUAUUGAAUCACCAAGCACUCCAACUAGAGACGUUCGUGACACCCCUAAGAAUAAACACCAAGAAAAAAUAACUAUCAAGCAACAAGCAAUUUACACAAGCUUUACAUCUAUCGAAAAUGAAGCACAUGAACCAGCAGAAGAAUAAAACUAAAAAUAUUGCACCGAACACAACAAUUAUCCGCAGUUAAAAUGACACAUUUGGCUGAUUUCUUAACAAAAUAAUAUUUUAACCACUUAGAAAAUAAAAAGCGAACCACAAAAAU